AUUGGCCCUGAGCCCCCCUUGCCCUCCUCCUAUGGCACAAGUGAUGAUAUCUACCGACAGGCGGACCUAUUGCUCCACUUUCCCUCCCUCUCUCCCGUACUUUACCGUACGGUGAGCAGACAGGGACGGUGGUUGCGGAUACUUUAUCGGCUCCUGAUUCCUUCCACGCAGCGAACAUGUUUCCUUGCCGUCAGCCACACAUGCAGAGAGAUCACGAUGCUGACGCUUGCGCCUCAUUGCCAAAUGCAUAAUGGGAACAACCUAUAAUUGCCGCUAUCGACAUCCACAGUAGCAGUAGUAGCGCCCUCCCUCAUCCGCCAAAACCAUGUCGGGCAGCACAGCGACAGCGUCAGUGACGUAUGCGUCCGCCUACAGUACGUCUGGUGCAAGCUCGCCCUUCAAUAAUGGCGGCGCGAUCACGCUCAACACCUGGCAGGACGCCAUAUGCAAACGCUGGGAGGAGCGAGAUCGCCAUGAACGUGCAUUCGACGACAUGAUACAGCAAUAUCAAAAACUGGCAAGGCAUGCUGCGAUGCUCAAGGAACGCAACACUAGUCUGCUGCAAGCUGCAUCUGCGCCCACACCUGCGGCUGUCGCUUCGUCUGCUUCGGCAGCCGGAACCGCAAGCGCGCCGGCCGCAACGACGGGCGUGGGUCCCAACGCCGUGCAAGAAGCAUAUGUCCGUUCGCUAGAGGCGCAGCUCUCCUCCAUGCGCGACGAGCUAGCAGAGCUGUACAAGACGCAGUCGCAAAACGCGCAGCGGUUGCUCGUACUGAAUGAGACGCUGCGCGAACGGCAGGACGUAGGCAAGGCGUCCGACGACGAGCUGCGCGCACUGCGCGGCGAGCAAGAGCGCCUGCAGCGCGCUGCGCAGGACGCCCGGGAGGCGCUCGGCGAGAAGGAUCGCACAAUCCAGAUCCUGCAGGACGAGCUCAAUACGCUCAGUCUCGAGCUGAGCCAGAUCGAGCUGCGCAACGACGAGCUCAAGCGCGACAAUGCUAGCCUGCUGCAGCGCUGGCUCGAUCGCAUGAACGCAGAGGCUGACAAGAUGAACGACGCCAACACCUACCUCGAGCAGGUCAAGGCGACCAGGACGAAGGAUAGCUCGACCGACUCAUCGACAUCACAGAGCAAGCCUGCAACCCUUUCCGCGUCAGCGGCGUCGUAGCCUUGCUACACCCGUUAUCACUUCACAGCCCGUCUCAUAAAGUCACAUGUUGUAUUAUUUAGCAUUACACCCAAGUAUUUCAUUAUGCGAG
Tilletiaria anomala UBC 951 is the source of this 1259-nucleotide messenger RNA. RefSeq names its product ATG16-domain-containing protein. The record is from RefSeq and is a predicted model, not a curated record. Gene Ontology annotation, biological process: autophagosome assembly. The transcript is spliced from 2 exons. Gene Ontology annotation, cellular component: autophagosome membrane. Bases 326 to 1168 code for a protein of 280 amino acids. Lineage: Eukaryota; Fungi; Basidiomycota; Exobasidiomycetes; Georgefischeriales; Tilletiariaceae.